Diachasmimorpha longicaudata is the source of this 5112-nucleotide messenger RNA. It is a transcript of the gene Gprk1, whose product is annotated as G protein-coupled receptor kinase 1. Lineage: Eukaryota; Metazoa; Arthropoda; Insecta; Hymenoptera; Braconidae. The record is from RefSeq and is a predicted model, not a curated record. Gene Ontology annotation, biological process: regulation of signal transduction; G protein-coupled receptor signaling pathway; protein phosphorylation. Gene Ontology annotation, molecular function: G protein-coupled receptor binding; G protein-coupled receptor kinase activity; ATP binding. Bases 630 to 2693 code for a protein of 687 amino acids. The transcript is spliced from 9 exons.
AAAAAAGGUAAUCAGAAUGACGGCCGCCCAGACCUCAAUACGCGCUCAUGUUCUGUAGUGCUCCAGUAACUAGAACGGACUUAUUCACCUAUCGUGUAAAAAAAAAACAGUUCCAAGUCCCCGAACCCGUGAAUGUUGUCAAAGUGAAGUGUCCAGUGUCGAUAAUUCCCUGAACAGUACUCUCAAAGCUAUCAGCCAUGAGCAACAAUGCUCAAUGACAGAUUCACAAGCGUCGGGAUGCGUGUGACAGUGUUGAUGACGACUGAGGUUGGUCAGUGACCAGUUCGCACAUCCGGGAAUAAUUAGUUAUUAUUAUUUUUUUCAAUUGAGAGUUAUUCAGUUUGCCCUCGCGGCUAAAAAUAUGCGAUAAACAGAGACCUGUGGUGAAUAAGAGGAAUCAGUGGAUUUUAUUUUGUCGUCGCCCUGGGGGGGAGAGAGGUGAGAGCCAACAUCAUUGGCUCGCGGGGGAUGAGAAUUAUCCGCGAGUAGAGGAUACGACGGCUGGGGCACCGACCGGUGGAUCUGCCGCUGUGGCUGUUGAACGCUGCCUCGAAGGCUCGAACAGCACCGGCGGCGGAGAUUUUUGGUGAUAAAGGAUUAAGGACCAUUUCAACGAAGGACUUGGAAUCAUGGCGGAUCUCGAGGCUGUGCUGGCCGAUGUCAGCUACCUCAUGGCCAUGGAGAAGAGCAAGUGCACACCGGCUGCCAGGGCCAGCAAGAAAAUUAUUCUGCCAGAUCCGAGCGUCAGGAGCGUCAUGCACAAGUAUCUUGAGAAAAAGGGGGAAGCUGAGUUUAAUAAAAUAUUUAACCAAACGCUGGGGUAUCUAUUGUUCAAAGACUUUUGUGAGACUGUGGCGGAGGAACCAAUUCCGCAACUUAGGUUUUACGACGAGAUAAAAGCGUACGAAAAACUCGAGACCGUUGAGGAGAGGCAAAAAUUGGCACGUGAGAUAUACGACAACUACAUAAUGAAGGAACUCCUGGCGCAUUCGCACGAAUAUUCCCGUGCAGCUGUCGCUUGGGUACACAAAUAUCUCAUGAAGAACGAGGUGCCGCUGCAUUUAUUCGACCCUUACAUCGACGAAAUUUGCACUCAUCUGAGGGGAGAACCAUUCAGAAAGUUCCUGGAGAGUGACAAAUACACUCGCUUCUGCCAAUGGAAGAACCUCGAGUUAAACAUCCAGUUGACAAUGAACGACUUCAGUGUCCACCGGAUAAUAGGGCGCGGUGGUUUUGGCGAGGUAUAUGGUUGUCGUAAAGCAGACACUGGUAAAAUGUAUGCAAUGAAAUGCCUUGAUAAAAAGCGCAUAAAAAUGAAACAAGGCGAGACCCUGGCAUUAAAUGAGAGAAUAAUGCUCUCCCUAGUCAGUACCGGGUUUGACUGUCCUUUCAUAGUCUGCAUGACAUAUGCCUUUCACACACCUGACAAAUUAUGCUUCAUACUUGAUUUGAUGAACGGUGGUGAUCUACAUUAUCAUCUGUCUCAGAAUGGUGUAUUCAAUGAGUCAGAUAUGAAAUUUUAUGCGGCCGAGGUGAUACUCGGUCUCGAGCACAUGCACAGACGUUCCAUUGUCUACAGGGAUCUCAAACCAGCUAAUAUAUUACUCGAUGAGCACGGCCAUGUGAGAAUAUCAGAUCUUGGAUUAGCAUGUGACUUCUCCAAGAGGAUGCCACAUGCCAGUGUUGGUACACAUGGGUAUAUGGCACCAGAGGUGUUGCAGAAGGGAGUGGCAUACAACUCGAGUGCUGAUUGGUUUUCAUUUGGUUGUAUGCUUUAUAAAUUACUGAGGGGCCAUAGCCCAUUCAGACAGCACAAGACCAAAGACAAGCAUGAGAUUGACAGAAUGACGUUGACGAUGGAUGUCGAACUGCCAGAGUCAUUCUCAUUGGAGCUCAGGUCCCUUCUUAACGGAUUACUCCAAAGGGAUAUAAAGUCUAGAUUAGGAUGCGGUGGGAGGGGGCCUGACGAAGUCAAGGAGCAUCCAUUCUUUGAGGGCAUUGACUGGCAGCAGGUGUAUCGGCUGAAGUAUGAACCCCCUUUUAUACCACCAAGAGGUGAAGUAAAUGCUGCUGAUGCUUUUGACAUUGGGUCUUUUGAUGAGGAGGAUACGAAAAUGAUCAAACUAUCUGAUUCUGAUCAGGAAUUGUAUAAGAAUUUUCCACUUGUCAUCUCUGAGAGGUGGCAGGCGGAGGUCGCUGAAACCGUUUUCGAAACCGUCAACAUCGAAGCGGAUAAGCUGGAAAUUAAGAAAAAGGCCAAACAGAAAUUGAGGUUCGAUGCUGAUGAGAAGGGCUCCGACUGCAUUCUGCACGGGUAUAUUAAGAAGCUGGGAGGGCCUUUCACCAGCGCUUGGCAAACUAGAUAUGCUAAAUUGUAUCCUAAUAGGCUGGAACUGCAUCCGGAGUCUGCGACGAAACCUGAGCUCGUCUUUUUGGAUCAGGUGGAGGAACUCUCACCUGAUUUGCAGAAUGUCAAAGGGGACCAGUGUAUCGUCGUCAGGACGAAGGAUGGGAAAAUUGUACUUACUAAUCCGGAUGAAAUAAGCUUAAAAGAAUGGUCUCUCUCGUUACGAUCAGCAUACAAGAACUCCAUGGAAAUGCUGGGUAAUAUGGCUCGUAAAGCUGGUAAAAUAUACGGCACCGAGCGCGACGCAGUGAUACCACCAAUUCAACGAUCAGCUAAUGGCAAUUAGCAAACUCAUCCUCAACCAUAAUCGAAGAUAAAGGAUUAAAAUCGAGAAAGGAGAAAUUUCAAUUCAAAAUUAAUGAAAAAAAAAUAAAAAAACAAAGCAGACGUUCGUAACUCCAGUCCCACUGCCCCGCAGCAGCGACACCAGCAGGAUAAUUUUUUUAUACAAAAAAGAAAAUAAAAGGAAAACAUAAAGGAAAUUCAAUAAAUAAAAAAACAAGAGAAAAUUGCUAAACACGAACAAAUGAUUGAGCAAAUUCAUUCUAAACCAGUUGUGACGAACGGAACACUACAAUCCCACAAAGAAACAUUAUUAAGUAUAUUUCCCUAUGAUCGUGUAAGGCGAAUAGCGUCAAUGCUGCGUAGAGUACUGCAGAUUAGAGAAAUAAUAAUUAAUCAGUUGUGAAUUGAUUAAUUAGGGAUAAUUUUAUUUUAUUUGGAGUUGUUUUCUUUAGCUGCAUUUUUGAAUUUUCUUCAACUCGGUCGCAAGUAAAUAUGUUUACAGACAUCUAGGGUAAAAUGGAACGCCAGACAGUUAAUCGUUCUGCACAUUUCAGGUGAUAUUUUGCUUUCAAUUGCGGGUCAAGUGGUAUUAAAAAUUAAACGAUCUUUAAUAAGUGUACCCUUAUCACUGCUCCUAGGUGAGGGUCAAAGACUCUUGAAGGGCUGUAAGAUUGUGGGUAACAUCUGCAGAUGAGGGAAAAGGUUCUUGAGGGUCAAAUAAGUCUUGAGAGACUCCCGCGUGUAGGAUCAAGGCAUUAAAACUGAUUUCUAGGGCCGCUUGACCCUCAAAAGAAACCAAAAAUCCUGAAUUAUGAAACAAUGGUUAAAGUUCUUUCGAUAAAUUCACAACUGAAAUAAGUGCUUCGUAAACACUAGGAGACGGGGAUCCUCUCUGGAUGCAUAGCGUCGAAAUCCAUGAUUUAAAAUGCAAUAUAUUUGUACGUUUAAUUAAUUGUAUCGUGCAGUGGUGGAAAUUAGAAAAUAGUAAACAAAUAAUGAAGGAUAACUGUGUCCGCAAUGGGCGAGUUUACUCAAGGACUGAAAUAUUUAAGACAAAAACAUAAUAAAGUCCGAAGGAGCAUUAUUGUUAGUGAAAUGCGUGUGAACAGACAUUUAAAAAAAAAACACUCAAAUAAACCAGAACAGUACAGAACAGUAGAGGUAUAUUGUAACAUGAAUAAUAAUAAGUAUCUGUAUUCUUAUUACUCCUUGUGCAUUCAAAAUGAACGUGAUGUGUUAGGGGAAUAUGUGUGAUUCGAGUGAAUAAUACAUUGUGAGAUAUUUAAUUAAUGGUGAAACAUUUUUUCGACUGAAUGAACGAGUGAGUGCUUUUAAUCACAGGCCCAUAACCCUAUUCUUCCCACAUUUUGUGAAUCUAAUCAUUAAUUAACACAGACACAUUGUAGUUGAGUGAGAUAAGGAGUUGAUUUUCGCCUAGCUAUCGAAAUAAUGAGAUUAUGUAAGUAAUUACUAAUUAUUUUUUUAUGAAGUAUUUUAGUGAUGGGCAGGUUCGUGCUCUCUGCGAUUACCUGACGACUAAUUUAAUGCAAUUUUUUAAAUUAAAGUAUAUUAUAUUUUCGUAUAUUUAGUUUUUGAUUCGGGGAGAGCGAUCGCAAAAAUCUAUUUAUUUUUACUUUUUUUCGUUCAUUUAAAUUCGUGAUGGACAAUUUUUUGGUUGGAGAAGUUAUCAUUGGAUUGUUUUUCAAGCGAAUUAGAAUGGUAAUUGAUUGUCAAUGCAGAUUGAAAGCAUUAUUUUUUUGAACUAAAAAAUUGUUCGAUGAAGAGAAAUGAAUCAUUAUUGAAAUAAUUUUAUACUAAAUGAAUUAUUUUUAGUGCAUAAAAAACAAGGAAUUAUCUUAAUCUAUAGAGAAUUUUUUCGUCUAUAAAAACAGUUUUACAUUUCUUCCUAGAAUCACCUAUUAUUGAAGAACUGUCAAAGUACCAAAUGAGACUUCAUUGAAAAUAGUAUCGAGUCUUUCGUGUUCAAUUUAAAAUUUAAAAAAAUGUUUAAAUAUAUAUUUUGCACUCUCCCCUACAUCGAAAUAAAAUGAAUGUUCAAAGCAACAUCUUCCUCUCUAAAAAUUCAUAAACGAAUUAUAUAAACGAAACAUUUGGGAUACAAUCAGCUCCUUAUUCUAAACAAUUACACAUCAACUCGUUUACUUAAUUUAUUUUACUAAUUAAAAAAGGCAGGACGGUUUUUCUAUUGCCCAAUGUAUAACAAUAAAUAGACGAAAUGGAAAACGCAAUAUUUAUUACGGUUAAUGUAUUAGAGAUGACAAUUAACGAGCGACAAAAAAAAAAUAACAAUAAAUCGGCCGUUUGUAUAUUGACAGGAAAAUAAAAAUCAAAAAAAAAUUAUAUGAACAAUUGUUAUAACUGUGUACGAAAAAUGGAGAAAUAACAUAUGAGAACAAUAA